GGUCGAGAUGGUGAUCGAGUGUCAACUCGCCUUCAUGAACACUAACCACCCGGACUUCACCGGCAACAGCAGCGAUACCAGCAAGAUGUCUGGCGUCAAGGAACUCGCUCGAAAGAUGAAGGCGACGGUCAAUGUGGGCAACCAGGUCGUGCGCAAGGGCUUCCUGAACACUCCCGCGGGUGUGGGAGGGUCGGCCAAGGAGUACUGGUUUGUGCUCAGUAGUGAGACGCUGGCCUGGUACAAGGAUGAGCAGGUAUGGGACAGGGCACGUGAAGUGUUGGUGGUGAAAUAG
This is a messenger RNA of Sphaeroforma arctica JP610, 292 nucleotides long. RefSeq lists its product as hypothetical. Lineage: Eukaryota; Ichthyosporea; Ichthyophonida. The record is from RefSeq and is a predicted model, not a curated record. The transcript has a single exon. The annotation marks the transcript as partial.